GGCCAACUACAACGCAAAAUGGAGGAAGAGAAUGCUGGCGUCCCUAAUACUGGCAAGAAACACGAUAGUGAAACUGCUGCAGAUUUAGAACGUGUCACUGAUUAUGCUGAAGAACAAGAAAUUAAAUUGGAUAUUGAAAAUGCUUUCCAACUCAUCGGAGAGAAACGUCAACAAGAAUUAAAUAAAAAAGCGCGUAGAGAGCUGGAAUUAGCUAAAGUUAAAGUGAAUAAGGAAGACAUUGAGUUAAUUGCAAAUGAAAUGGAAAUCUCCAAAGCUGUAGCUGAGAAAAAUUUACGAGAAAACGGUGGCGAUGUUGUCAAAGCUUUGUCAGUCCUGGUCAACGGGUAA
Molecule: messenger RNA, 348 nt
Organism: Trichoplax adhaerens
Lineage: Eukaryota; Metazoa; Placozoa; Uniplacotomia; Trichoplacea; Trichoplacidae
Exons: 4
Biological process (GO): negative regulation of apoptotic process; protein stabilization
Source: RefSeq, a predicted model, not a curated record